AUGGCAGCCUCUGACAAUAGUUUGAAACUACCUGUGCCAGACAGCUUUCCUGCAUUUCCUUACAAUCCCUAUCCAAUCCAGAUCGACCUCAUGCAACAUGUCUAUUCCUCAAUCGAGAACAGGCAAGUGGCUAUCGUGGAAAGCCCCACAGGAACUGGAAAGACACUGAGUCUGCUGUGCUCCAGCUUAUCGUGGCUAGCUGACGAGAAAGAACGCGUGAGGAAGGGCCAGCUACUUUCUCAGGCGCGCUCAGACGAACCUGACUGGGUGGCUGCACACACGAUGGAAAAGCGUCAGCGCGAGCUCGAGGCUCAAAACCAAGAGUACGAACAGAGGCUUGCCACUGCGAGGAAGAAGGAAGCCGCUUUGAAAAAGAAGGCGCGUGCCAAACGACUGAUGCCCGAUGCGGACCUGUCUGACGAUGACACGUUCCUUCCUGACGACGACGGGACAGAACCGGCGGAUGAGGGAGACAACUUCUCUCCUGCGGUCCGCGCUCUGAGGGAAAGUUAUCAGCGCCAGCCUUCAAUCCCAGAGGAACCCACUUGUACUAAGAUAUACUAUGCAUCUCGUACACACUCGCAGUUAUCUCAAAUCCUCCCCGAGCUUCGAAAACUCAAAUUCAAACAUUCGUCGCCUCCUAGAAGCAACGACGACGACGACGAAAAUGAUUCACAGCAAGACGAUCAAAAAUACUACAAGUGGAGAACGGUUUCCCUUGGAUCUCGUAAACAGCUGUGUAUCAACGAUGCUGUGAAACUUAAACACGGUGAUCUUGACGAGAGAUGUCGCAAACUGCGUGAGGAGAAAGCUGAUAAACGAUGCGAGCACUUGCCUGGAGCGGAGGACGAGCUUCGUAUGCUUGAAUUACGAGAUCAGAUUUUAGCGACUCCUAAAGACAUUGAAGAUCUCGCGGCCGCAGGUCGGAAUGCUCUCACCUGUCCUUACUAUGGCUCAAGACGAGCGAUUCCCCAAGCUGAACUAGUGACCCUCCCUUAUAAUCUACUCCUUCAAAGACCUGCUCGUGAAGCUCUCGGAAUCGACCUGACGGACCAGAUAGUCGUCAUCGACGAAGCCCAUAAUUUGAUACCCACUUUACUGGCACUAUCGAGCACGCGUCUUACCCGUCGCACGCUAUCCACAUCCCUACACCAGCUCUCCGUCUACUUCCAAAAAUUCCGGAAUCGUCUCUCGGCAGGCCAUGUCCUCCACCUAAAGCGUCUCAUCACAUUUCUAGAGGCGGUUCAGAAACAUAUCGCCGAGUGGAAGAGCUCGAAGGAUGGAGUUCAGAAGCUGAGCGAUAAGGUGGAAGUGAUGACGCCGCAGGAGUUUGUUCAGAGGCUUGGGAGGAAAGUCGACGGUAUCAACCUCCUUGAGAUCGAGACAUAUCUCAGAAAUAGCAAGGUCGCUAGGAAAAUUUCAGGCUAUUGCGAGAAGGUUGCGGGCGUGUCGCCGUUGCAUGAUUCGAGCGCUGGUGAUCACAUCGCUGCUGCCGCCCCUCUUCUUGUGGUAGAAGGGUUCAUGCAGAGACUUGCUGCUGCGAGUGAAGAUGGUCGGAUCAUUCUAUCUAUCAUAAAAACCUCGGAUGGCGACGACGUCGAGGUCAAAUACCAACUGCUCAACCCUUCUACCAUCUUUCGCGAUGUUGCCGAUGUUUCUCGAUGUGUCGUUCUUGCUGGAGGAACUAUGUCUCCCAUACAAGAUGUGGUCAACCAGCUCUUUGCUUAUUUCCCCACAGAGAAAUUGUCGACGUUUUCUUGUGGUCAUAUUAUACCUGCAUCGAACAUACAAGCCCUCGUAGUCGGUAAGGGACCGCGAGGAGGUGAUCUCGAGUUCAACUACCGCGGACAAAGCGACAAGCAAAUGAUAGCAGAGCUUGGCCAAAUCAUCUUUAACCUCUGCAGCAUCGUCCCCGGUGGCCUGGUAGUGUUCUUUCCUUCUUACUCCUACUUGAAUGUAGUGAAAGAGGAAUGGGGUUCUACCCGAAUGCUCGAGAAGUUUGAAGGGAAGAAGAAGGUCUUCAUGGAACCGCCAGACAGUUCGGAGGUCGAAGCCGUCUUGCGCGAGUAUGCGGUGGAGGCACGAUCUUCUAAUGUACGACCAAGAGGGAGAAGAGCCGGAGCCGUCCUCUUUGCUGUUAUCGGCGCAAAGCUCUCCGAGGGACUCAAUUUCUCCGACGAACUCGCCAGAGCCGUCGUCAUCGUCGGUCUCCCUUUCGCGAACAAGACCUCUCCUGACCUACGGGAGCGCAUGAAAUAUGCAAACGAGAUGGAGGCCAGAAGGGGCGUGAAGAGAAAUCAUGGGGAGAAAGAUGCAGCGUCGGAGUUGUAUGAGAAUAUGUGUAUGAAUGCUGUGAAUCAGAGUAUCGGACGGGCGAUACGACAUCGUUCGGACUGGGCUUCUCUGAUUUUAGUCGAUCGUCGAUAUCGAUCUUCUGCUAUACAAGCUAAACUACCACGGUGGAUUGCUAGUGGCAUCAUGGCUACGGAGACGUUCGGACAGACGGUGAAGCAAUUGGGUACUUUCUUCCGUGAUAAGAGAUCGUAG
This is a messenger RNA of Serpula lacrymans var. lacrymans S7.9, 2547 nucleotides long. RefSeq lists its product as uncharacterized. Gene Ontology annotation, molecular function: DNA binding; hydrolase activity, acting on acid anhydrides, in phosphorus-containing anhydrides; DNA helicase activity. Gene Ontology annotation, cellular component: nucleus. The record is from RefSeq and is a predicted model, not a curated record. The transcript is spliced from 18 exons. Gene Ontology annotation, biological process: nucleobase-containing compound metabolic process; establishment of sister chromatid cohesion. The coding region runs from base 1 to 2547 and encodes 848 amino acids. NCBI's taxonomy places the organism in Eukaryota, Fungi, Basidiomycota, Agaricomycetes, Boletales, Serpulaceae.